Prunus avium (sweet cherry) is the source of this 481-nucleotide messenger RNA. The record is from RefSeq and is a predicted model, not a curated record. NCBI's taxonomy places the organism in Eukaryota, Viridiplantae, Streptophyta, Magnoliopsida, Rosales, Rosaceae.
AUGACUCCUCAAGAAGCUUGGAGUGGAAGGAAGCCCUCGGUUGAUAAUUUUAAAGUGUUUGGGUGCAUUGCAUAUGCACACAUUCUUGAUAAGCAGGGACACAGUGAUCCAAUCACAUAUGAUGAGGCUGUUAAAGUAAAGAAAUGGAGGGAAGCAAUGGACAAUGAAAUCAAGUCCAUUGAGAAGAAUCACACUUGGGAGUUAACAAACUUACCUAAGGGAAAGAAAACAAAUGGUGUUAAAUGGUUAGAUGUGAAAUCAGCUUUCUUGCAUGGCAACUUGCAAGAGGAGGUGUACAUUGACCAGCCACCUGCUUAUGAGAAGAAAGGAGAGAAAGAGAAGGUGUACCGGCUGAAGAAAGCACUCUAUGGACUGAAACAAGCACCUCGAGCUUGGUACAGUUGCAUAGAUGCUCAGUUUACCAAACUUGGGUUUUACAAAUGCCCCUUUGAGCACACUCUGUAUGUCAAGACUGAAGGAG